Pyrus x bretschneideri (Chinese white pear) is the source of this 1660-nucleotide messenger RNA. RefSeq names its product serine carboxypeptidase-like 1. The transcript has 14 exons. Gene Ontology annotation, biological process: secondary metabolic process; proteolysis. Gene Ontology annotation, molecular function: serine-type carboxypeptidase activity; acyltransferase activity, transferring groups other than amino-acyl groups. The record is from RefSeq and is a predicted model, not a curated record. The coding region runs from base 150 to 1562 and encodes 470 amino acids. Lineage: Eukaryota; Viridiplantae; Streptophyta; Magnoliopsida; Rosales; Rosaceae.
AAUCAAAGAGGCUCUCUCUUUCUCUCAUUAUCACAAAGGUUCCACCUAAUCUUGUAUGUAAGUCCAUCUAAAUGUGUUAAACAAUACAGAGAAAGUGCAUGCCAUCGUGUAUAUAUGAUUAAACUAGCGGCAAGUAAAGCGUCGUCACCAUGUUGCCACAAGCACUUCUUCUGGUGGUUCUUUUGAGCACCAAUGUUGCUUCAACGUCAAAUAUCAUCACCGCCCUACCCGGCUUUCCCGGUAACCUCCCCUUCAAACUUGAAACUGGGUACGUGGGAGUAGGCGACAUGGAUGAUGUGCAGCUAUUUUAUUACUUCAUUGAGUCUGAAGGGAGUCCAGAAUAUGACCCUCUUGUGCUUUGGCUCACCGGAGGUCCUGGUUGUUCUGCGUUUUCUGCACUCGUAUAUGAAAUAGGUCCACUAUCCUUUGACUAUGCAGAUUCCAUUGGCAACAAGCCAAAGUUAAAGUUGAAUCCAUACUCAUGGACAAAGGUUGCCAACAUAAUAUUUGUAGAUGCGCCGGUCGGCACCGGAUUCUCAUACGCAAAAACUUGGAGAGGAUACGCUAAUAUGAGUGACACUUUAUCAGCAGCACAAACAUAUGAAUUUCUAAGAAAGUGGCUUAUGGACCACCCUAAGUUCUUCAACAAUCCACUCUAUAUUGGUGGCGAUUCUUACUCGGGGAUAGUUAUUCCUCUUAUCGUUCAAGAAAUAUCCGAUGGUAAUCAUGAUGACAAUAUGCCGCCAAUGAAUAUCAAAGGAUAUGUGCUUGGCAAUCCACUGACAGAUCCGAAAAAAGAUGAAAAUUCCAGAAUUUUAUUUGCUUACCUAAAAGCACUUAUAUCAGAUGAACUAUACCAGUCACUUCAAACAAAUUGCAACGGAGAUUAUAUCAAUGUGGAUCCGUACAACGCAUUAUGUGUGGUUGAUCUUGAAAUUUACAACGAGUGCACGGAAGACAUAUACCUUGGACAGAUACUGGAACCUACGUGUACUACAGUAACUUUGCUAAAAUCAAGAGGAUCAAUAUGGAAUCCGAACCAUCUCAGUGAUAAGGACUCUCUAAAUAUCCUCUUAACUUCUUCUAAACUUCUGAGGCCAUGGUGUCGGGACUACAAUUAUAUCUUCUCUGAAAUUUGGGCAAAUGACAGAACUGUUCAAGAUGCUCUUCAUGUUCAGGAGGGAAGCAUUGAAGAAUGGGUGAGAUGCAAUAAAAGCUUAGAAGAUUCAAAUAUAAAUGAUGUUUCCUCUAGUCUUGUAUAUCAUGAGAACCUCAUAAAACGAGGCUAUAGAGUUCUUGUUUACAGUGGUGAUCAUGAUAUGGUAGUUCCAUAUGUGGGUACUCUUGCUUGGAUAGAGUCGCUUAACUUGACUGUUGACAGUCGUUGGAGGCCAUGGUUCGUCAGUGGGCAGAUUGCAGGAUACAGUGUGCAGUACUCACACAUAACUAAUUACAAGUUGACAUUUACGACUAUAAAGGGAGCCGGUCACACAGCUCCAGAGUACAAACCUGAAGAGUGUCUUGCUAUGAUUAGUAGGUGGUUUGCAUAUUACCCUUUGUAGUCAGUAAUUCUGAUGCAGUACCCUUCGAUUUAUAGAUCCUCAUUUAUUUGGAGUAGAUUUAUAACAAUGUGUGGAAUAAACAAUAUGUUGUAAGCUUA